Messenger RNA from Astyanax mexicanus (Mexican tetra), 1254 nucleotides. Its product is annotated as C-type mannose receptor 2-like. Bases 1 to 1254 code for a protein of 417 amino acids. The record is from RefSeq and is a predicted model, not a curated record. The transcript is spliced from 4 exons. NCBI's taxonomy places the organism in Eukaryota, Metazoa, Chordata, Actinopteri, Characiformes, Acestrorhamphidae.
AUGAUGCUUAAAGAACACGUGAACUUCUACUCAAAGAAUAAGACAAACACUGAGAGAUACAUAUUCAUUAAUGAGAGAAUGACCUGGCGUAAAGCUCAGAGAUACUGCAGAGAACAUCACACAGAUCUGCCCAGUGUGAGGAACGAGACUGAGAGACAGCAGAUCUGUAGUGUGUUACAAACUGCUGACAGGAAUUGGAUCGGCAUGUUUAACGACUCCUGGAAUUGGUCGGAUCAGAGUAGCUCCUCAUUCCGUUACUGGGAUUCUAACCAGCCUGAUAAUUAUGAUGGAAAGGAGAACUGUACUACCUUGAUAAUGACUGAACAGGGUCACUGGAACGAUGAUAACUGUGAUAAACCAUAUCCAUUCAUCUGCCAUGAGGAUAAGCUGAUCUUGAUUCAGAAGAAUCUGAGCUGGCCAGAAGCUCUGAGAUACUGCAGAGAGAAUCAUGUGGACCUGGUCUCAGUUCACUCUGAGGAGAUCCAGCUCUGGGUGGAGGAUGUGGCUCAGAAAGCCUCCACUGAUCAUGUGUGGCUGGGUCUGCGUCACACCUGCGCCCUCAGCUUCUGGUUCUGGAUGAGUGGAGACUUUAUCUGCUAUGAUAACUGGGCUCCAGGUAACGGAACAGAAGGUGAAGACUGCAGUCCUGUAGAGAGAACCGGAGCGGUGCAGGCUAGAGGAGAUCAGAAGUGGGUCAGCCUGCCUGAGAACCAGACUCUCAACUUCAUCUGCAUCAAAUAUGAAGAUGGCACCUGCUGCCUCUGCAUCAGCUGUUCCUGUGACAGUGGCAUCUGCCACCUCCAUUCCAAUGCCAGCAGUGCACGCUGUUCCUGGGGAGCUGUGGCAUAUGUGUGCUCCACUGGCACUGGAGAUGUAGAGGAAGCAGGUGCCAUCUGCACAGGUACAGGGGUGACGGCAGGUCUUACUGCCACAGGAACAGCAGGCACUGCUGGCACUGGAGCUGUAGUGGAGGCGGGUGCCACUGGCACUAAAGCUGAAUUGGCAGCAGGCACUGCUAGCACAAGAACAGGGGUGGCGCCAUGUGCAGCUGGCACUAAAGCUGCAAGGACAGGCACCGUUGGAGCUGGUACUGGAGCUGAUGCGGUUGGUGACGCUGAAUCUGGUACUGGAGCAGAGGUGGUGGGUGCCGCAGGCACUGAAGCUGACGCGAUGGGUGCCGCUGAAGCUAGUAAUGAAGUGGGGGCAGCAGGUGCUGCUGAAGCUGGGACUCAAGCUGAGACAGGUUGUUUAUAA